Vombatus ursinus (common wombat) is the source of this 1236-nucleotide messenger RNA. It is a transcript of the gene TOM1L1, whose product is annotated as target of myb1 like 1 membrane trafficking protein. The record is from RefSeq and is a predicted model, not a curated record. The transcript is spliced from 9 exons. Gene Ontology annotation, biological process: signal transduction. Bases 34 to 1236 code for a protein of 400 amino acids. Lineage: Eukaryota; Metazoa; Chordata; Mammalia; Diprotodontia; Vombatidae. Gene Ontology annotation, molecular function: phosphatidylinositol binding; clathrin binding; ubiquitin binding. Gene Ontology annotation, cellular component: membrane; endosome.
CGGAUUUCCUGGGCCCGGCUUGGAGGGUUCACCAUGGCGUUUGGGAAGAGCCACAAAGAUCCCUUCGGGACUUCCGUGGGCCACCUGAUAGAAAAGGCUACGUUUGCAGGUGUUCAGACUGAAGAUUGGGGCCAGUUCAUGCACAUCUGUGACAUGAUUAUCACCAGCAAAGACGGGCCAAAAGAGGCCGUAAGAGCUUUGAAGAAAAGGAUUUCUAAAAACUGUAAUCACAAGGAGAUCCAGCUUACCUUAUCGCUUAUCGACAUGUGCAUGCAGAACUGUGGCCCAAGUUUCCAGGUGCUGAUUGUGAAGAGAGACUUCACUAAAGAUCAUCUAGUUAAGCUGCUGAGUCCCAGAUACAACUUGCCUUUAGACAUACAGAAUAAGAUCUUGAGCUUCAUCAUGACUUGGUCACGGGGUUUCCCUGGGGGUGUGGAUGUGAGUGAAGUCAAGGAAAUAUACCUAGAGCUGCUCAAGAAAGGAGUCCAGUUUCCCUCUUCAGAGACAGAGAUUGGAACAGAGAAACAAGUGGCCUUGUCUCCGAGUGUAACUAAGCCACCCCCAUUUGUUCCAUCUACAUCAGUACAUUCGUCUGCCGCUGCCUGCAAGGCCCCAACCAUUCUACUGGUUGCUGAACAGAUUGGAAAAUUGCACAGUGAAGUGGAUAUGGUGAAAAUGAACGUGAAAGUAAUGUCAGCUAUACUGAUGGAGAAUACUCCUGGAUCUGAAAAUCAGGAAGAUAUGCAACUCUUAGAGAAAUUGUAUAAGACUGGUCGAGACAUGCAGGAAAGAAUCAUGGACCUGUUGGCAGUGGUGGAGAAUGAGGAUGUGACAGUGGAGCUCAUUCAAGUGAAUGAGGAUUUGAAUCAGGCCCUUCUUGGAUAUGAGAGCCCCACCUCCAAAGAAUCCAGAACCCCAAAGUACCUUAUCUCCCCAGGGCUGAAUAAGAUCCAGAGAAAUAUACUUCCUCCCCAGAGAAGUGGUGGUCCUAAAGGCCCCCGUCUCCAACAACAGAGCAGUUGUACCCCUAUGUUGUCCCUAAGCUGCCUGAGAACUGUGCUGCCCUUGUGCUUGGGGCCACCCCAGUGGGGAGGAGCAGCAUUUAUCCAUCCGAUGCUGUUUGUCCUUGGUCAUCUCCCCUGGAGGGCCACUGCAGGGGAGAAAGCAUGCACCUCUAUUUCAUUAGGUGGAGCCCUAAUAGCCUGCAGGAGUUGUGGGUCUGUUUUUGAAUUCUGA